Spirodela intermedia is the source of this 6475-nucleotide messenger RNA. NCBI's taxonomy places the organism in Eukaryota, Viridiplantae, Streptophyta, Magnoliopsida, Alismatales, Araceae. The record is from the annotation of a GenBank genome assembly.
AUGGAGAAGAUGCCGGCGAUGGGGAACCGACAUCGGAGAACGGCCGGAGGGUUGCGGUGCUCGCCCUUGGUGGUCUUCUUGUCCCUCUAUUCCCACGUCUUGGUUUUCUCCGGCGCCGUCUCUGCGCGUCUGGUCAUCUCUGGUGCGUAGCUGUCUUUGUUUCGAUAAUCUCUCUCCCGCAUCGUUAACCUUUUUUGUUCAUAAGGAGGCAGUAGGUGGGAUAAGACAGUCUGUAGACGAGAUCGGAGCUCUGAUGGCAACGUCUGUGCAUCAUCAUCCCGUUGAAUCCUUUGUAAUAUUCGGUGGUUACAUUGGUGUAGGGCUUCAAAACGAGGAAACUGUUUUUCCGAAACUUUAGUUCAGGCUCCAUUACUUGUCCGUGAUUCAGGUCAUUGUAUAGAGGAGAGUGAUGGUUGCCGCAAUUGUGCCGAAAAGUGGCAGUAGUGUCUUCAGACAGAAUUCGUGGGGCCAGAUGGUUUCCUGAUUAAAGCGAGCAAUACAAUAUCGCAAAUAAUAGGUCUAAAUAUCCAUAGACAAUGAGAGAACGAUACUUCUGGGUCAGUAUCUUAAUGGCGGCGGUGGUGAUUGUAAUGAGUAUGAAACCAGCGGAAAGAGCAGCGGUCGCUAUGGUUGUAAGCGGGUGAUCCUAAUCAGUUGACCUUCUGUUUUCAGGAUAGACUGGUCAAUUAUUACGAUGAUAGUGGUGGGAGAGAGAUGGGUGCAAAUGCGGUUGGCAUGGCAACAAUGUCGAUGGUGGCCUAAAGGGAAGAAUAGGUGAAGACACAAAGUGGCGAAGGCAAGCGGUUUAAAAUGAUGUCUGUCCAUUAUAUUUGGCACUGUAUCCAGUGAGGAUGAUAUUAUUUUUACACUGGAACUUACGUAAGUGAUGAUAGUAUUUUUAAUUAUCAUUUGGAGAUCGAAUUUUUGGAAAAAGGUGAUCUGAUUGUGGAUUGGAAUGUACAAUUUUUGAAGUUGAUUCCUCCAGAAAACAUGUAUAUAAUCUUAUUCUCUUCUAAUCUUGUUGAAUUGUGUGGUGUUUAUGGUGCCCAUGCUCUACAGUGACAAAUAGAACUGAAAACAAUUAGCUCAUAUGACCAUCUACCUCUGUUCUGUUCUAAAUUCCAAAUGCUAGAAGAAAAGGGUUGAGAAGCAUGCGCUAUCAAAUUAACCUUCCAGUACGAAAAAGCACACUAACAGGUUUACUACGGAUCAUAUAAAUGGUUGUAUGCGAAAUAGGAGCCUGUAUAAAUGGUGAAAGAAAUGAGUAUGAGUUUGGAUGACUUUCUGAUGGAGAAAAGUUACCUUUGCUUGAUGUUGGUUUGAUAAAUUGAUACAUUUUCUAUACAAAACAUCUAGGUUGACUCCUGGGCAUUUAAUUAUCACCAUCCAAUAAAUCAGUUGUAUGCGAAAUAUAUUAGAUCUCUGUUACAGAUUGAUUAGAAUCCCAGAGUUUAUAGAUUCUAUGUACACAUUUGAUCAGAACACACUUGGAUUUGAUUGACGAGAGGAGGCUCGACCUGAGAUUGUGUAUUAACUGUCAAUGAGCAGUGUGGAAGUGUAUAUGAUUUGGAAGAAAGUUAACUUUUUAUGAGGUUCUGCGGCUAGGUUUUGAAUGUGUCAUAGAUGAAAGCCGCAGGGAAGAAGAACAAUGUCACUGUGAUGUAUGUCUCAUCAGUUAUAAGAGGCUCACUCUCCAUGAAUAUAUCACUGUAUGGAUGAGUCCUUCUGCAGUUGCAUCAAGGAAUCAAAGAGCUUCAGUAUAAAAUAGAACGCAUGGCAUAAAGAUGUGGGAAAGUUUGACCUAUGUUUGCACCAAAUGCCAAAUGAGGAAAGGAGUUCUCAUUGCAUAUUCCUUAAUGAGAUGUUGUUACUUUAGUCACAGUUUUCCUGAAGCAGGUUACCAUAGUCAUGUCUUUUCAUUUCCCUUCUCAUUGUUAAAUCAUAUUUAUUCAGAAAAAAUAUUUUUAAACUUAAAUUCCUAUUUUCCUUUGGUUUAAUUUUUCGGAAAUAGGAAAGUGUCAUUGAUUCAUUAAGUAUUGAUGCAUGGAUGCAUACGUGUUUAUAAUGUGGCUGUCAAUAUUACUUAGUUUUCGUUUUUCAUUUCUUUAUGUUUAUCUUUUUUUUUACUUCAAAACAAUGAUUGCAGGUGUUGGAUUAAGUCGGAGCUCUCGUGAACCAAGAUACAUGAUAGAGUUCCAUUCAGCAGACUCACCUUUUCAUGCUGUAAGUAAAAUUCACUACUCUUUCAGUUUUUGACUCGCGUGAUCAAUUAAAAAUACUUUCUGCAUUUUUUUUCUUGUGUUGGGAUUCGUUAUGCUUUCGUUCAGUGCUACAUGCUUAUCAUGUUAACCUAUCUUUUUAUUUCACAGUAUAUUUAGCCAGUGAUCGUUUUUGUGAUCAAAAUCAUACGUGCUCUACCUUCUCUUAUUUCAGCAAUCUAUAACUUUAAUCAUGGACAAAUCAAAUUUAUAACCCUGGACAAAAAACCUGUCCCUGGCUCCAUGUGCCGUAGGAACUGGAAAGCUGGAACCAUUUCGGUCUGGUUUGCAAAAUUCAUUGACUAGGUUUUGGAGUCAACUUCUGAUAUGAUUCGACUAUCAGACCAACUUAGGUGAAAAGAUCUGAAAGACCCUUACUUUCCGGUUGCCACCCUGGAGAGGACGGUGGAUAUCCAGCCACCCUCAGCACUCUGUCUGUACUUAUCAUCUCUUUUUUGUUGGUUUCUUUGUCAUGGUUUCAGUUCCCAUCACUGUAGCCAUUUUCUUCAUUAAUCGGGAGAUUGUCAAAAGCCAAAAUUUUUGGUUCGUGUUAUAACCAAAUUCUCAAUCAGAAAAAACUCUGCAACUGCCAUUACCCUAGCGUUUCCAAAGCACAGUAAAGUUUCUUAGGCCUCUGAUUCUUUCCUUAAGGAAAUAGUUAGUUUUAUUUCCCAGUAUUAUUUGUUAGGUUAAUGCCCAACAAUAUCAGGUCUAUGGAGUCGUAUUAUUUGCUAGAUUUCUGCCAACCAAUUAGCAAAGAAUGUAAAUAAUGUAUCUCUUUGGUAUUUACACGGUUGGACUUCUUUUACUAGGUUGUACAAUUCUCAGUAGAGCUUUAGUGCAAAAGUUUUGUUUAUACUAAAUACCAAAGCUCCAGUUUUGUUGUUCCAGGGAGCCUUUUUUUUUUCUUGCUGCUUUGGCUUAUAAAAAUAUUGCCACCUGAACAAAACUCUAGUUCCUUCUGGCUUCUUCUUCACCAUCAUGACUAUCAACCAUGUUGCAAUACCAGUCUCUAGGCAGGUAUUAGAAAAUGAUCUCAUCUUUUCGUUUCUUCCCGAAAACGAAACUACUGGGCAUAUGAGUUUUCAGUGAUAAUGAUUCCUUGACCUACUAAUAGUAUGCAGAUAGUGGCCUGGAUAUAUUCAUCUUAGGUAUGCAUAAUUCUGCUGCGGUAAUUCUUUAAUAACGUAGAACUCGCUCUUGUAGUGUUUUACUUUUUUGUGUUUUCAAGUGUUUCCAAUAAAAGUGUUAGGUUUCACGAAUACUGUACUUUGUCGGAUCUAAUCUUUGAAGAUAUGUUAUGAUGAGCCAUGCCUUUGAGAUAAAACAACUGUCAUGGAUCUUUUCUACGUAUAUUAAACUCCUAAGAGGCUGAUAUUCAUCUUGUGUUAGUUUUCAAGUGUAGUUUAUAAAUGCAACGUGGCAAGGUGGUGGUAGGUUUGAAAUUUGAUCAAGAACAAGAAAUUGUAAGUGUUGUUAAUCGCUGAGAUGCUUAGAGUCGUAAUUAGGGACUUAAAUUAGACUUGUUUCUAGAAUAUGUGGAAACAUGGAAAGGUUCUUCUUGUAUCCUAGUACUGCCUACUUUCUCUGUCAGCUAUAAUUUGACAAUUGCAAAGAGAUCAUAACUAGGUUUACUGAUUGUUAUUGAGCUUUUAGAAGUAUAACUGGAUGGUGAAGAAGGCUAUGACGUAUGAAAUUUUGAUACCUUAGUGUCACACCAGAAAUCAUGAUGCUUUGAUUGGAUAAUCUUCCUCAGUGUCUGGUUUAUGGAUGAACCAAAAAAUUGCCAUCAUUCAAUUUUAUGCAUGCGAUUUGGUUGGAAAUAGAUUUUUUUUGGGAAGAAUACUCGAAUCUAGAUCAGUAAGUCUACCAAAAAAUUUGAAAUAGAGCUCAAUGUCUCUUUCUAUGGGUGACUGAAAUCAUCCAUCUAUAUCAGAGAAUCAUAAUCAGUGACGUUAAAUUAAGAAACAUAUUAGGUGCCUACCCUAAGACAUUUGAUAAAAAGUACACGAAAACCAUCUGUGCAUUUUUUGCAUGUUCCUCGGUCCUCACCCAUCAGUAUUGCUGCUUUAGUGGUUUAAUGCACAAUCUGCCACUAGUACAUGUAGAACAUUCACAUUCUGUACAAAAAAGAAAAUUCACAAUCUAUAUGUUUUCAAGUUUCGCGAGUCAUUUCUUGCAUUCUUUUCUCCAUCAGUUUUAUAUUGGUCCUGUUGUUACUUACGGGAGAUCUAGGUUUUAUGGCAAAUUAUGACAGUCGACAAUGGUGAUGCUUUAUUCACAGUGACACUGGGCUUUCUUACCUGGGUUUUUUUACCGUGGCCCUUUUUCUCGGCUAAAAUAUUUUUUUUAUGUUUCUAUAUAUUUAUGAAAUACUCAUUUUAUUUUUGUCAUGUUCGACUAAAAGUUAGCUUGUCUGAUCACUUAUUGCGUUGGAAUGUUUAUCAGGGGAGCGGGCAGGAGUCUAUUGUGAUGUCUAAGAAGGAUGGGCAGCAGUACCUAUGCUACUUGCCUCUGAUUGAGGAAAUCAAAAGUCCGGUUGUAGGAAGUGAUAAGAGAACCAAGUUGAAGAAGCCAGAUGAGUACAUGGAAGUUCUCAAAGACAGAUGUUUUUACAAAGUGAGGCAUUUUUUUUUUUACAAAUAUUUUCUUCCUUCCAUUUUUUUCAAUUCUAUAUUUUAUUAUGGUUCUGUCAUAUUUGCAGCACGAGGGAUGGUGGAUUUAUGAAUUCUGUCACGAGAAAUCGAUUAGACAAUUUCACACAAAUCAUGAUAAGGUAACUAGUGCUACCUAUUCUUUUAUCUGGCUACCGUUGACCGCUGUGGAUAUUAUUCUAGUUUAGGUUGAUGCUGUCAAAUACCAUGUACUCUUCAACGCAUUGGCAAUCAAUGUGCUGCUAUUCUAUCAGUUUUUGGUUAGAACUUGGUUAGUGGCAUUAGGUUUUUUUUUUUAAUGCUGAGGAUAUUUAUUGAUUAAAUCAUGGAAAAUUUCCUCUCCUGUUGUAAGGUUCAGGAAGAUUCUUGAAAAAUGAAGGGCACUUAUCCGACUGCUUAGACUCAGCCAUGAGAGUUCCUUUUUCUAGGAUCGUCCGAUGGCUCUCAAUGGCAUUAUUUGAUAUAUUUUCUCUAUUAUCCUCUGUUAAGCAAAGUAUUUCAUUUUGGAAAUAAUAGUAAUUUUUUUGUUGGUUAAAGAAAAUUGCGAUAGAAUGAAUUUAUAGACACUGUGCAGCUCUGGCAGGCCGAUUGGAGGGGAUAACCUUUUUUCCCUUUUUUUCUUUUCUUGUAUUGAUAUUAAAACUAUAUUUAAAUCAUUGGAUACCUAUGUUUUAUCCACAAUAUAUGUGUGCAUCUGAUGGAUAUAUACUCAUUAAAGUGACAUUGACAUUGACAUUGACAUUGACAUUGACAUUGCUGGAGUUAGACAAGAGAGAAAGGGACUACAGCUUAUAGGUUUUCAUUGCAGAUAAUCCAAGAGUUCAGUUUGGGGGUGUUUGAUCCGGAAGCCACAGAUGCUUUCAAUCAGAACUUCUCAGGCAUUAUUGCUUCGGUCAAAGACCCACGGUAUAAAGACGGAUCGCAGAGGUACAUCCGACCCCAUUUCUAUAUGGAUCACUUCUUCACAGAGCUGAUGGUUUCCUAGUGAUUUCUGCUCGCAGAUAUCAUGUUCAUCUGUUCAACAAUGGAACCAUCUGUGACCUCACCAACCAGCCCAGAGAAACAGAGGUAUGACAACAUCUUAGCUGCUCGUAUUAUUAUUAUUAUUAUUAGUAGUAGUAGUAUUAGUAUUUUUAUUAUUAUUCUUGUUGUUGUUAUUAUUAUUAUUAUUAUCAUUAUUAUUAUUAUUAUCAUUAUUAUCAUUAUUAUCAUUAUUAUUGCUUUUUUUUAGGUGAGAUUUGUUUGUGGGGAGCAUGGAGUUGUAGUAACCUCCAUCAAGGAAGUAGCUACUUGCAAGUAUGAAGUCACGGUUCAGUGCCCAUUAAUCUGCCGCCACCCGUGAGUUAUUAAUCCUCCAUAAUUCCCAAUUAUUGCAUUUUUUUUGCCUAAAAUGGGGAUUUUUCUUUUCCCUAUUACAGGAUGUUUCAUCUGGAGAGGCCAGCAUUACACGCCAUCCAUUGCAAUGAGAUCCCCCAAGACAAGAAGGAGGUGGAUGUGGAGAACUCUGACAUCAAACCGAUCACCAUAGUCACCGACUUCGAGGAUCAAGGGUACUUGACGUAA